Messenger RNA from Phalacrocorax carbo (great cormorant), 2965 nucleotides. NCBI's taxonomy places the organism in Eukaryota, Metazoa, Chordata, Aves, Suliformes, Phalacrocoracidae. The record is from RefSeq and is a predicted model, not a curated record.
GGCCGGGGCCGGGCGGUGCGGGGGUGCCGUCCCGGGCCCCGCCGGUUGUUCGCGACCAAUCGGCGCCGCGCACUCCCCGCCCCGCUCGCCCCAUGUGCAGAAAUAGCCCCGCCGCGACCGGCAGCGCCUUUCCGCGGGCGAGCGGGGCGGGCGAGCGGGGCGGGCGAGCAGCGGAGCAUCGCGGAGCGGCGCGGCGCGGCGGGGCCGUCCCGUCCCGUCCGGUCCCGUCCCGCCGCGGCCCGGGGUGCGGGCGGAUGGCCCCGCGGCGGGCGCAGCGGCCGGGCCCCGCGGCGGGCGGGCGGUGAUCGGUGCCCCGCGGGAGCGCGGCCGCGGAUGCCCCCCCCGGGCGCGGGCGGUGCGGGCAGCGGCGGGGCUCGGCGCGGGGCCCGCCGCACCCCUCCGGUCCCCCGGGCCCCGGCGGCCGGGCGGGAGGCGGCGGUGAGCCCGGACAUGGGUGUUUCUCUCCGGGAAGCGCUGCCCCGUGGCCUGUUGGUACCUGCGGACGGGCGCCCGGCGGAAAGUACCUUUUUCUCAUGAACGGUUCUAGCUCCUCGCCCCAGGCUCUCGCCAUGGACACUCUGAAAACCACCUAUAUCGUGCUGGAACUGAUCAUCGCGGUGCUGUCUAUCGCCGGCAACGUCCUCGUCUGCUGGGCUGUGGCCAUCAACAGCACCCUGAAGAACGCGACCAACUAUUUCCUGGUGUCCCUGGCGGUGGCCGACAUUGCCGUGGGUUUGUUAGCCAUCCCUUUCGCCAUCACCAUCAGCAUCGGAUUCCACGUGGAUUUUCACAGCUGCCUCUUCUUCGCCUGCUUCGUGCUGGUGCUGACCCAAAGCUCCAUUUUCAGCUUGCUGGCCGUGGCCAUCGACAGGUACCUGGCUAUUAAGAUCCCACUGAGGUAUAAUAGUCUGGUGACUGGCAAGCGGGCGAGAGGCCUCAUCGCUGUGCUGUGGCUCCUGUCCUUUGGAAUUGGACUGACUCCGCUUAUGGGCUGGAAUAAAGCCAUGCGCGGUUGUCCCAACACCACCAACAAGACAGGGGCUGACACCGGGACAGAGCACAACGGCUGCUUCAUCCAGUGCCUCUUUGAGAAUGUGGUAACGAUGAGCUACAUGGUUUAUUUUAACUUCUUUGGCUGCGUGCUGCUUCCGCUCAUUAUCAUGCUGGGGAUCUACAUUAAGAUAUUCAUAGUCGCCUGCAAACAGCUGCAUCAGAUCGAACUGAUGGGCAACUCCAGGACCACACUGCAGAAGGAGGUCCAUGCAGCCAAGUCUCUGGCCAUCAUUGUAGGAUUUUUUGCCUUCUGUUGGCUGCCCCUGCAUAUCUUGAACUGCAUCACUUACUUCCACAAAAACUUCAUCACAUACAAGCCUGAGUGGCUGAUGUAUAUGGCCAUCAUCCUCUCCCACGCCAACUCCGUCGUCAACCCCAUCAUCUACGCCUACAGGAUCAGGGACUUCCGCUACACCUUCCGCAAGAUCAUUUCCAAGAUCCUCUGUAAGACGGAUGACUUCCCCAAGUGCACCACUGACAACAACCAGCACCUGACUGUCACCAACAUUAACUGCCCAGUAGCCUCUGUGACCAUAUGACCGUGCAUGUCCUGCUCCUGACACUACCCUUCCCUGUGCCUACGUGAACAGUUACAGCUGACUCCUAGAGGAGUGCUCAGAGAUGACCGCUAUGCAGUUACGCAGCUGUAUUUUUUUUUUUUUUACUUUUGUAAUUAACAUAGUGCCUCCUAGAGGAAUAACCCGACCGGGGAGACUGAGUGCAGCUCAGCCUCGACUGUAAACCCAGGUUGCGUGAGUGCUGGCAGUUGUAUUUCCUUUCCAGGUCAGACAUUGACUGUGGAAGACCCACCUGCUGGGGGGUGUUUCCCCAAUUGUGCUGCUCAUGUCAAGUCCUAGGAUCUGUAUUUUAAUUAUUAUUAUUAUUUUUUUAAUCUUCUGAUUCAUUUAGGAGUAAUAAUUUUGUGUCUGGUUUGGGGUUGUUCUUUAAGUCCAUACUUGACGGCACUUUGGUAAUACCCUAACUAUUCCAUCAAUUGUUUGAUGCAGCUAGUAUUCUCCGAUGGGAAAAAAAGUCUUACUUAGCCCAGUUGCUGGUGUGAAACUGACUCUCUGUGUUCUUGGCUCCGAGAGACACUACUGUGUUGAUGGGAAAACAAGAUCAGAACCGGCCAGUUAUUUUUGGCCCCAGUAUGGAAGCCCUACUUACUGAAAGAGAAAAAUUUUAGAAAAGAGUUGACUGAAGUUUUAGAACGGCGGUUUCAUGGCCUUUAAAUCACUUUGGUCUACAGGAUUAUGCAGACUAGUGCUUCAGGUUUGAUUUCAAACCUGUUUCCUGCUCUCAAAAGGGAGAAGUGCCCUGGUAGUCCUAGCUAGUCUGAUCCAGGGUUGCUGAGGUUGGUGCAAACGCUCCCUUGGUGACACAAUCUCUACAAUUAGGCUUUUUCACUCCCAAGUCAAAACUUGACAGCCUUGCAGUGCUUCCAGAAGGGCAGGUUUUAGCUGUGAUAGCUGGAGGCUGCAGCUCACCUGAUUCCUAAAACUUGGUCUUGCUGGGGUUCCUCUGCAGCCCAGUAACCCCCACAAGCUGUGAGUGCUAUUUUUUUUAUUAAUAGUGAUUUUUAUUUUUUUAUUCUUUUUUAAUCCUGACCUGCAUCAGUAGCAAAAGAGACCGGAAGGGAGCUAAUUUGCUAAUUUGCGUUUGCUAGAAUGCCUUGGCCCACGACCUGCUUUUGGCCAAGCUCUUUGGGGAAGAAGCCCACCGCGCGAUUGCCCGGCCUGGCCUCGGCCGCUAGCCACGGAGCCCGUUUGUGAGGACAAAGCCCACUCAACAGCAGAGCAGUCUUAAUUUGUACUGCACGUUAAUAACCCUCUGCAACUACAGCUCAUUAAUUACUGCACCUGAUCUCGUAUGUAAUUGUGAUAUGCAAGACCAGAUAAAGGUAUUAAAAGCA